Peniophora sp. CBMAI 1063 is the source of this 729-nucleotide messenger RNA. Lineage: Eukaryota; Fungi; Basidiomycota; Agaricomycetes; Russulales; Peniophoraceae. The record is from the annotation of a GenBank genome assembly.
AUGGGCGCGCACAAUGGUCACUCCCACCAACACCCUCCAGCAUUGAGGCUCAACGAUAGCCUCGCCAUGCGGCAUGUGCACGAGCCGAGCGUGGAUGGGCCAUAUGCGUCUGUGCCGCCCAAGACGCCCGCUGAUUUGGAGGGCAUAUUUUCGCCUGUUACACCGAGUUACCAGUUUGGUGUUGACGAGCAUUUCGCGGCGCAUGCGGAUGUACACACGCCGAACUUGCACGAUCACUCACACGCGCACCACGAUCAUGGCCAUCAUGGGCACAGCGAUAAUAUGCGCGGCGUGUUCUUGCACGUUAUGGCUGACACGCUGGGGUCCGUGGGAGUUAUAAUCUCGACCCUACUUAUCCAGUUCUACGGCUGGACUGGAUUCGAUCCUAUCGCUUCUCUCUUUAUCGCCAUCCUCAUUGCUGCCAGCGUCAUCCCUCUCGUUAUCGACACUGGCAAAGUCCUCGCUCUUGACAUCACGCACAGAAGCGGUGAUAUCGAGCACGCACUCGGAGAGUUAACCUCUAUUGCUGGACUUGUCUCGUACACCGCACCACAGUUCUGGCCGAAGGACUCUGAGAGUAUCAUCGGCUCCGUCCACAUUCAGCUAGCCAGAGCGACUGGUCUCGAUCGCGUCGUAAAGCACGUCGAUGACCUGCUGAGGGAGAAGAUCUCGGGGUUGGAGGAAUUGACGAUCCAAGUUGAGGUCUUAGAACUGCACACGCACGACUGA